Molecule: messenger RNA, 2105 nt
Organism: Epinephelus fuscoguttatus (brown-marbled grouper)
Lineage: Eukaryota; Metazoa; Chordata; Actinopteri; Perciformes; Serranidae
Gene: rab9a
Product: RAB9A, member RAS oncogene family
Exons: 3
Coding region: 398-1006 (202 amino acids)
Biological process (GO): retrograde transport, endosome to Golgi; Rab protein signal transduction
Cellular component (GO): lysosome; late endosome; phagocytic vesicle
Molecular function (GO): GTP binding; GTPase activity
Source: RefSeq, a predicted model, not a curated record
GGUUGUUUGACAGACAAGAUCACAUGAUCCGAGGCUGCCCAUGUAUCGUUAGCCUGUUAGCAGCUAGCCGCGUUAGCACGGAGCCUCAGGGGUUCACCCACCAGGAAACAACAGCGCGACCUGACGUUAGCUCGAGCCACGCCAAGGCGAGGAGCUGUCAAACAUAUGCAUUAAUAAUAUUUUAGUUAUUUCCUGUUUUGUUUCUCGCUGAGUCAGCGGCUGUCUGGUCCAAACUAUAAGCUGGUUGAACGUUACCUGUAUGGCUGCUCACAUCAACAUUAAACAUAUGAGCAUGUGACCAAGGAGCAAGGGCUACAGCACAUGAUCUGGACAAGUGGAGGAGGCCAAAAUCAAUCGGGUUAAGUAUUGCAAAGUGGUUGAUCAGGAUUAAAAAGCCAUGACCACAAAGACAUCCCUGCUUAAAGUCAUCCUACUGGGUGAUGGUGGUGUUGGAAAAAGCUCCAUCAUGAAUCGUUAUGUCACCAACAAGUUUGAUGCACACCUUUUCCACACCAUCGGCGUGGAGUUCCUCAACAAGGAGCUGGAGGUAGAUGGCCACCAAGUUACCCUACAGAUCUGGGACACUGCUGGCCAGGAGCGCUUCCGCAGCCUGAGGACUCCUUUCUAUCGUGGCUCUGACUGCUGCCUGCUCACCUUUAGCGUAGAUGACAACCAGAGUUUCCUCAACUUGGGCAACUGGAAGAAGGAGUUCAUCUACUAUGCAGACGUCAAGGAGCCAGAGAAGUUUCCAUUCGUCGUCUUGGGCAACAAAGUGGACGUGACAGAAAGGCAGGUGUCUUCUGAGGAGGCUCAGCAGUGGUGCCAGGAGAAUGGCGACUAUCCCUAUUAUGAGACCAGUGCAAAGGAUGCCACCAAUGUCGCGGUGGCCUUUGAGGAGGCAGUGCGUAGAGUGUUGGCUCUGGAUGAAAGAACGGACCACCUCAUCCCCACAGACACAGUCAAGCUCCACAGAAAGCCACGCUCUGCUGCCACUUGCUGUUCAUAACACCCAGGAGCUAUGACUAACAUUAAUUUGCUGGUAUGCCUGUUAUGUGAUGAGGCUGUAGGUUUACAAUGCUGUAGAAACAUCUUAUUUAAACAAAUUAUGCUACUGGCUUUAUGAUUUAUUUUACUGUUGGAGGAUGGAUACUACUACCAGUUGGACUUCUGUUGAAAGAAAAAAAGGGGAAACACUAAAUUCAUCCCAGUCUAAUUACAAAUAAACAGGAAGUCACUGAAUCAUUCACUCAGCUCCGCCACAGCUCAAAGGUCGGACUUUGGAGGGGUAGCAGAAAAGAUGCCGCAUUUUGCGUUGGCCCAAGACUGCCUGUGGGGAACUAAAAAUCUGUCUUGAAGGAACAGAAGCAAUAUAUUUGAAUAGUUUCACUUCCCUCUCAAGUGGCUAAAUGUUCCACUCUGUCAUUAAGGAAAUUAUAAUUUGACUCUUAAAAUGUGUUCUACCUUGGGAGUGUGAGCAUAAUAGUGUUUCUGAACCUCACCCCUAAAUGUAGUAAUACAGAGAGAUUGAUGGCCUAUAUAUUUGUUCAGAAAAUAACUGCAUAAUUAAUUUAAACAGCCCAAUAACCUUAUUUCUGAGAAUUAUAAAGUAGCUAAGGCACUACAAUGUGUAACUAACAAAUCGAGGCUUGUCGUGAUUAUUGCACCUUUAGGUCUUUUUGUGCACAUUCUGCUUAGUGAGUAGAUUUUGUGCUGGAAGCACUGAGGGGCACGAUCCCCCACAGAGAAUAAAUAUUAAAGCAAAGUUAACAUGCAUGGCUUAUGGUGUAUUUAAGUUCCUGGAAACUUUUGUAUUUUGUAAACCGUUUUUACCUUAAAAAUCACCAAAUCAAUAUUGCCAUGAGGAAAGUUUAAUGAAAUAGCAGUUAUGAUUGAGUAAACUGUUUUUCCUCAUUGUUGGGUGUAUUGUUUUAAAUAAUGAUCUUUGAAGCACUCUGUUAGCAUUUUUUUAUACUUGCAGUUGAAAUGCCUUCCCCAUAGCUUAAUAUUUAAAACGGUGACAACUAAUUUACCUUUGUUUUUCAUUCUCAUAUUCAAAGCUGUACUACUGGUAUGCCAAAUGUUAAAUAAACCCCCUGAGAAUUGUC